UUUUACAGUAGCGGUUAAUCGAUCGACCUGUGCACACAAUUAGCGACGCGUGCGCAUAGUGAAUUAAAAAUGAGAGUGAUUUUUGUUUUGUGGCCUUUAUUUUUGCUAAUAGAUUAUACAACUGGUCAAAAUACUACGAUCGAUCUAGAAUGCCCGUCCCUGGAGCAUGGAGAUUCAUGCACACAAUCGGAGUUUCUUUCCCGGCUUGCUCACACUUGUCGCUACGACCGCCUCCUACUGCCGACCUAUGGUACCCGCGACGUUGUCUAUGUUCACGCCAGUGCUUAUAUAUAUUUCAUUCAACCGGCUGAGGCUCAUGAUUUGAAUUUUAAGCUACACUUCCUUCUUCAACUGCGAUGGACAGAUCCAAGAUUAGCGUAUUCAGCGUAUUCCCCAGAAAGGGAGAAAAUUAUUGGUGAAGACGACCUCCGAUCUCGCGUUUGGGCACCGCACUUAUACAUUCCUAACGAACAAUCGUCCAGUUUGAUGGGUACUGAUAGUAAGGAUGUGCUGAUAUCGGUAGCGCCGAAUGGAGAAGUGCUGUUCAGCCGGCGAAUGCAGGGUGUUCUAUAUUGCUGGAUGAACCUUCAGAAAUUUCCAUUUGAUGUGCAGACGUGUGCUAUGAAUUUAGAGAGUUGGAAAUACAACGCAUCCAUUCUACGCUUGAUGUGGGAGAUUGAAAAUCCCGUUCGGCUAUCUUCAGAGUUGCAUUUGACAGAAUAUUCUCUGCUCGACUAUUGGACCAAUGAGUCGGUUGUUCGAGGAGACAUAGUUAACAUGAGAGUGGGUGGAGCGGGCAACUACAGUGCUUUGAAAUUUACAUUCAAAUUAAGCCGAGAGGUCGGUUAUUACUUAAUGGAUUAUUUCAUCCCUUCAAUGAUGAUAGUAGCCAUGUCAUGGGUUACAUUCUGGUUGCAAGCUGAUGCUUCACCUCCACGAAUUACGCUGGGUACUAGUACCAUGUUAUCAUUUAUCACUCUGGCAUCAUCUCAAGCUAAAACUCUUCCAAAGGUUUCAUACAUCAAAGCAAGUGAAAUCUGGUUCUUAGGCUGCACUGGUUUCAUUUUUGCAGCCCUUGUUGAAUUCGCAUUCGUCAACACUAUUUUUUACAGAAAGAAUGUUGCUCCUUUGAAAAAAGUGAACAGUAAAUAUAUACUAAAAAGCACGUUAACGCCGCGGCUGGCACGUAAAGAGCUCCAGAAAGAGAUAGAAGAAUCAUCACCACAGCUGAGCAAGUCUCGCUCAUGUUCUUCACUGUCACAGGAUACUAAUAAUGAUCCAGCUGGAAUGGGAUACAACAAUUACCUAACGGUUCAUAGCUUCCCAUCAGCAAUAAACGUGCCAACCAUUACAACAGAGAGCUACGAUGACAUAAAUGCCAGACAGUCACCAGGCAGGCGACACCUUAACUCCGGUAGUGAAAACUCUGAUGAGCCUCCGCAGCAUCAUACAUGGACAGAGAUGACGCCCAAGGAAAUUUCUGCUUGGAUCGAUAAACGUUGUAGAGUUCUGUUUCCCUUACUAUUCUUAUGUUUUAAUAUACUUUACUGGACCUUUGUCUAUUGUCUUUAAAACAAAUCGAAAAUUAAUCCGUCCGUUCGAUCGUUUACGACACGAUAUAUAAUGAUUUUUUGUUGUUGUUGUUAUGUGUUAAAUGUUUCUUCUUGGCUUUUAUUUUUCAGUCUCAACAGCUUGCUAAUUUGAUUGGCCUUUAGAUAUAAGGCCGACGUAAUUUUUAAAUCCACUGAACAAAUGCUUGAAAUAUAAAUAGAAGUUUUUGUUUUCAAUUUAAUCUCAGCGAUAUAGUCAUAGUUUGCAAUCCAAAGUGCAAUUAUAGAAUUAGGUACUCUUUAAUAUUCGUAU
Pieris brassicae (large cabbage white) is the source of this 1863-nucleotide messenger RNA. RefSeq names its product pH-sensitive chloride channel 2-like. The record is from RefSeq and is a predicted model, not a curated record. NCBI's taxonomy places the organism in Eukaryota, Metazoa, Arthropoda, Insecta, Lepidoptera, Pieridae. Bases 70 to 1572 code for a protein of 500 amino acids. Gene Ontology annotation, cellular component: membrane; neuron projection; synapse. The transcript has 8 exons. Gene Ontology annotation, biological process: chemical synaptic transmission; signal transduction; nervous system process. Gene Ontology annotation, molecular function: chloride channel activity; neurotransmitter receptor activity; extracellular ligand-gated monoatomic ion channel activity.